Molecule: messenger RNA, 1691 nt
Organism: Botrytis byssoidea
Lineage: Eukaryota; Fungi; Ascomycota; Leotiomycetes; Helotiales; Sclerotiniaceae
Exons: 2
Coding region: 1209-1451 (80 amino acids)
Source: RefSeq, a predicted model, not a curated record
AUUAAGAAACAUUCUGAAGCUCAUAAUUGAUUGGUCUGAUACUAUUUUCGCAAGCUUCACUGCAUACACAUAAUUACUAUAAACAAGACUAUAGCCUUCCAAGAGUACUUAAAAAAAAGAACUGAGGGUUCUAAAGCGGCUUUGGUCGAACAAUUGAUGGAAUUGGAUUCUACUAGCGUAGAGUAUCUUGAAGAUAAAGCCAAGUCUAUGAAUGCUAUUCAAAAACCUCGGUCACGGUUAAGAAUGAUGAAUGAGAAAAGAGUCAGUGAGAAAGCUGGUGAUGCCUUAGUACUUGAGGAAGUUGAAUAUAACUUUUCUGAUUUGAAGUAUACUAGGAACAUUUAGUUUUGUAUCCUAUUCAUAUUUAGUCUUGCAAUGGUCAUCAGAUAUGAUCAUAACCUACCUUCGAGUACUUAUAUAGAAUCGAAGUAUCGUGUUCUCUAAAGGUGUGUUUUUAGAUGUAAGAAUCAUGAUUUUUGGAUACCAAUCGAGUACUUAUUUAUACAAUAUGGUUUACUACAUAGCAAGCAUAGUUUGAUAAAAAUAGUGGGAUUGAAAUUAUUGAAUUGGAUAUCACCAUGUUUGUAAAUGCGCCAGGAGAAGUGAUAAGAAAGGGACAGAUAAUUUACAGCUGGUUUCUUGUGGAUUUCGUAGCGGAAUCGACUCUUUGCAUAGUCAAUCGAUAUUGGUAAGGGUGUGGAGAUUUGUAAUAGAGGAGCCUUGAGAAGGUGGCUUCGUUCCAAUGGAUCUUGGUUAGUGGUGUGGUGUGUUUCGAGUGUAUUGAGUGGUGGGAGGUAUGGGGAGAGGGGAAGAAGGGGUUAUCUUUUUGUUUUACGUCAGAAGCUUGAUUUGCUGGCGUAGUAGAGCUUUACGGUACAGAUUUCUUUUCUGAGUUUUCCCCUAUUCGUUGCUAGAGGGGAAAACUUGAUUACAAUGUGGAAUGUGAAUUAAGAACGGAAUGAAGAGAAGGGAUGAAGUGGCAUGGACGUGGAUACACAUUCCUCUCCUCGAUCCAUGAGGCGAUUAAACUUUCGUUCAAGACUCUCUCCCUUUCAUUCUUGCUAUUCAUUGAUCGAUAUUCAACGUCUUAUCAAUACUCAGACGAACCCUUCAUACAGAGUCGUAAAUCCACGAUUAAACCAUAAUCAAAAGCGAAAGCAAAUUCGAUUUUACUAAAAUACAAUCCUCUCAAAAUCAGUCUCGCAAUCAUGUAUCUCUUUCCUUCAACCAUCACUGCCAUCCUCGCUUUCUCAACUCUAGUCUUCGCAAUCGAAGGAUCGCUUUCUAAACGCAAAAUUUGCAUCGCCAAAGGUGACGUCUGUCACAAAACGGGCGAGCCAUGCUGUGAUGGAUUCAAAUGUGCGCUUGCGCAUGGGGGAAAGGCGGACGUGGGGUAUUGUACUGAGAAUGGACUUUUGUUGCAGGAUUACUAUCAGGCGGGUUUGCCUUGAAGAAUUGAGAGAUUUGUGGAGGGGAAGGGGAAAUGGCGAUGAGGUUUGUUGAGUGGUUCGGGAGAGGUGUUAGGCGGGCUUGGUGGGGAGAAGAGGGGCUCGUGAUGGAGGUGAUGAUCCGGCAUGGUAUGUAGGAGUGUCGAUGUUGUGGUUUAUAAUUUAUGGUCCAUGAUGUGGUUUUAUUAUAUUUUUUGUGUUAGGUUUGGAUUGGGUUUGUGGGUAUUGAGGGGCUUUUUGUUG